This is a messenger RNA of Abrus precatorius (Indian licorice), 5153 nucleotides long. RefSeq lists its product as uncharacterized. Gene Ontology annotation, biological process: negative regulation of DNA-templated transcription. The coding region runs from base 356 to 4270 and encodes 1304 amino acids. Gene Ontology annotation, molecular function: transcription corepressor activity. The record is from RefSeq and is a predicted model, not a curated record. The transcript is spliced from 8 exons. NCBI's taxonomy places the organism in Eukaryota, Viridiplantae, Streptophyta, Magnoliopsida, Fabales, Fabaceae.
UGUUUUCUGUUGGCGUUUUUAACUUUUUUAUUUAUUAUUGAUAUUGGUUUAGGCGCUGAAUCUGCAAUCCCAACCCAAAAAUCUCUCUUUCGGUUUUUUUAUUUUCGUUGAAUUAUUCUCUGACUCGCGUCGAUCUCCUAUCACUUUUCGGUUCUUGGGCGGGGAAUUGCGUCACGUUGCGAGUGACGGAAGACGUGAAUUUUCCGGCGUGGUAAGAUUCCGUUGAAAUAUUUGUUUGGUCUGAGAGGGAGGGGGAAAACUUUUUGGCAUUCCAGUCGUUCUUGCUUCAGAUCUGGGAUUUAGGGUUUGGUUUUGGUGGCGGUUGAUGGUAUUUUUGGGGGAGGGGCUUUGGUAGAUGGAAUCGGGGGUGAGAUCAGGUGGUUCUGGGGUUGUGGUGAAGAGUAGGAACUCCUCAGGUUGUUUAAUUGUUCGAAAGAAAGGGGAUGGGUUGGGUGCUACGGCUUCCCCCUCUCGGAAGCUGUACGAAUCUAAGAAAAGGGCCAAAGUCAACAUGUCCUUGAGUGAUUCUGGAUCGAGCGAUGAAUUGCUGAUGCCUACUGGUAGAAGGCUUGGCCCCGAGACCGUUCGAGUUUGUAAUGGUUUAAGUGGCUUUGAGCGGGGUGCCACAAGUAGGGGCGGGAGUGAAAUUAGAAGGAAGAGGGAUAGACUGGAACGAAUUAGGGGUAAUGGGGAAAGUAUAGCUGCGGAUAAUGGUUUGGACCAGAGGGAAAGGAAACGCAAGAAGUUGAAUGUGUAUGAUUUUGAGGAAUACGAUGGAAUGGGUGUGGAUAAGAUGAGGAGGAGGCAUUUUGAUAAUGAUGGAGUUGGUUAUGGAGGAGGAAAGUUUGUGGGAUCAAUGCAUGCUGCUAGAAGUGGCAUUGAUAGGGAGUUUGAAACAGGGUCGAGUGCACGUAUGCUUGAUAAAAGAAAGAACUCUUAUUAUGAGAGGCCAAGUGGGCUGUAUCCAGAAGAUAAUGUUGAUCACAGUAGGUUUAAGAUGAACAGAGAUGGAGCUCGGCUACCUCUAUCCUUGCCAAGGGAGAAGUUUAAUGCAGACGAGUCCAUUAGGGUUCAGGGCAAAAAUGGUGUUUUGAAGGUAAUGGUUAAUAAGAAGAAGGUGGGUGGGCCGUCAGAACACUAUGAUCAUCACAAACCCGUGGAAAGCAGGCAAAGGUUGAAGAUUGAAGGGACUACCAAGAGAAAUGUUCUGAUUCAUCCUUCGCCAUACUUGGAAACAAAGCCUGUCGAGAAACCAGGAUUACUGGUUAAGUCAGAGAAGAAACAGAUGGCAUCAAGAAAAUCAUUGUCAAGCAAGGACAGUAAGGGCGAUGAGGGGGAUUCAGACAACAGUGACAUGUCAUUGAAUCUGGUCAUAAGAAAUACUGAAGCUCGCAAGCCUACAAAGAAGAAGGUGUCUGAGGAUGAGCAGACUCCUGUGCAUGAAAAGCUGCCAAAUACAAGAACGAAAGAAGGAAAAAUCAAGCGUGGUAGUGGUACAGAAAAACAGAAACUGCGAGAACGAAUAAGGGAGAUGCUGCUGAGUGCAGGUUGGACCAUAGACUAUCGUCCUCGAAGGAAUAGAGACUAUCUAGAUGCAGUUUACAUUAAUCCAGCAGGUACUGCCUAUUGGUCUAUCAUCAAGGCCUAUGAUGCACUACGAAAGCAAUUGAAUGAUGAUGCUAAUGAGGCCAAGCCCAAGGGGGAUAGUUCUUCUUUUUCUCCUAUUGCGGAUGAGGUUCUCAGUCAGCUGACAAGGAAAACUAGGAAGAAAAUGGAGAAAGAAAUGAAAAAGAAGAAGAAAAUAUAUGAUAGUGAAAGUGAUAGUGGAAAAGAGACUCAAAUAAGGAGACCUGCCAGCAACAAGCAUGAUAUGAAUAGCACAGACAGUGAUAGCAACGAGGAGAAACUAAGCUCCUUUAUAAAGCAGGGAAGUAAGUCAAUGAAAAAUAAAAUGUUUGAAAAUACCGUUUUCAGUGCUUGCUCUAAAAACCAGAAUGCUACCCAACACUCAAGUGAUGCAAUAGAAAAAUCGUUCUCUGGAAGUGAACCUCAUGCUCAUGGACGGAAGAGUAGAAAACAUGGAAGAUGUACUUUGUUGGUUCGUGGUGCCAACAAAGGAUUAAAUUCAGAAUCUGAUGGCUUUGUCCCAUAUACAGGCAAACGGACAAUUCUUUCCUGGUUGAUUGACUCUGGAACAGUAGAGUUAAGCCAAAAGGUUCAGUACCGGAGGCGGAAAAAAGUACUGCUGGAGGGAUGGAUCACAAGAGAUGGAAUUCAUUGUGGCUGCUGUAGUAAGAUUCUUACAGUUGCAAAGUUUGAGCUUCAUGCAGGAAGCAAAUUGCCGCAGCCAUAUCAAAAUAUAUAUUUGGAAUCUGGAAUUUCUCUUCUACAGUGCCAGAUAGAUGCAUGGAAUAGACAAGAGCAUUCUGAAAAAAUUGGUUUCCAUUCAGUGGAUAUUGAUGGUGAUGAUCCAAAUGAUGAUACUUGUGGUAUAUGUGGAGAUGGAGGGGAUUUAAUCUGCUGUGAUGGUUGUCCAUCAACAUUUCAUCAGAGCUGCUUGAAUAUUAAGAUGCUUCCUCUUGGUGAAUGGAAUUGUCCAAAUUGCACCUGUAAAAUUUGUGGCACAGCUAGUGGAUCUUUUACAAAAGAAGAUGCAACUGUGUAUGUCCUACGUACUUGCAACUUAUGUGAGAAAAAAUACCAUGACUCUUGCACCAAGGAGAUGGAUACCCUUCCUAAUAACUUCAAUAUGCCAGGCCUUUCUUUUUGUGGUAAAGAGUGCAAAGAGCUUUUUGAGCACUUGAAGAAGUACCUUGGUACCAAGCAUGAAUUAGAAGCAGGUUUUACGUGGUCUAUUAUUCAUAGAACAGAUGAAGACUCUGAGGCAGCUAGUAGGGGAACUUCCCAGAGGGUAGAAUGCAAUUCCAAGCUGGCUAUUGCACUGACUGUGAUGGAUGAAUGCUUUUUACCAGUUGUUGAUCGGAGGAGUGGGAUCAAUUUAAUCCGUAAUGUUUUAUAUAAUAGUGGAUCUAACUUUAGUCGGUUAAGUUAUAGUGGCUUUUACACUGCUAUUUUGGAGAGAGGAGAUGAAAUCAUUUCUGCAGCAUCAAUCAGGUUCCAUGGAACUAAGAUAGCAGAGAUGCCAUUCAUCGGAACUCGCCAUAUAUAUAGGCGUCAAGGGAUGUGCCGCAGGCUUUUUUCUGUCAUUGAAUCGGUGCUUUGCUCUCUGAAGGUUGAGAAACUGGUUAUUCCUGCAAUUGCUGAACUCAUCCAUACGUGGACAACAGUUUUUGGCUUCACACAUGUUGACAAAUCACUCAGGCAAGAAAUGACGUCAUUGAAUAUGAUGGCCUUCCCUGGUAUAGAUAUGUUACAGAAGCUGUUAGUAGAACAAGGAAAACAUGAGGGUACAACUGCAGGUUCUGAGAAAAUGGGAAGUGGAGACACUGGUUUUAUCAAGACCAAAAAGGGAAAUAGGUCAGAUAUGGGUUCUUCAACUCCACUAGAUUCUCAUGGAAGUGAUGAUGCUAGUUCAAAUCCUGCUAAUGAGAUGAAUGAUGAACACAGUGAUGCUUCUCAAGAACUAAAUGAUCAAGUUUUGGUUGAUGGGACUGUGUAUUCCAAAUAUCAUUCUGAGGAAAUGUCUGAUUCAGCUUCAGAUAAAUAUGUUUCUCCUUCCAGUACUAGUCAUGAUGCACUAGAAAUGAAAAAUAAAAUAGUGAUAGCUCCUCCUAUUGAUAAAUUAAAUCAAUCUUCCAAAUGUCAAUCCAUUUCUCUGAAUGACACUUCUGUGAGUAGUCACCCAUUAGAUGUUCCAAAAUUUCAAGAUUUGGCUCAGGAAACUGCAAGUUCUGAUCCAUGUUCUCCAGAAAACCUUGACAAGAAAUGUCACUCAUUCACUACUAUGAAUUAUAAUUCAUUGGAGCUUGACAUUAAUCCAGUUUUGGAUUCCCAAAUUGCAGACAUUACUCCACCUUCUAAAGAAGUUUGUAUGAAUGAUGCUCUCGAGGUUCUUAAAGCUGUUCCUUCGGGGAAUAUAUCUGAAGAGAAUAUUACCAAGGAGAAUAAUCAAAAUGUAGAUGUCUCUGGUUCUGCUCUCAAUCAUGCUGACGACAGUUUGUUGCAAGUAAGAUCUGAUUCCAAUGGUGAAAUUGGAUGUGAGAAUGAGAAGGAUUUACAUUUGAACUCAGGAGUGGCUUCGAAUGAAAUGGAUUUUGAUGAAAGUGGGCUAAAUGCUUCUGGUGAUAGUUCCGAAACUGUUCCAGUCUAACGGAAUGACCGAGUCGUGUACUGCUGAUUUGUUUAGUGCUUUACUGUCCGCAAUACUCUUUUAAGUUGUCUUUUCAAGCUUCAUUGCUUUGUGUGCAAAUCAAUUUUCAAGGUUUUGAAGCUUCAAUGUCGUGCUUUGAUCUGGGUAUUGUGAACAAGUUCUGUUGAUUUCGAGGGUUUGGUCCCUUGAGUCGUUGAUGAGUAUGAAUUUAAGGUUCAAAGUAUCUAACUUCAUUUUGUGUGAAUGUUUCUUCUGCCAAAAAAUUUCGACUGCAUCUGGCACCAGACCUAUUGCCAUAUGAUCAUGUAGCCGAAUGAUGAAGUUAUUGCAAAGUAAUACAGCAGUCCUCCUUCAACCGAAGCAAAUCCUUUGAGUUACAUUAUAUGGUUGUGCGGUUCCUAUUGUAUAUAUCUGAAGGUACAGUGGGUCUGAGUUUCUGCUCAGUCCCUUUGUGCCACUCAAUUGUCCACAGUAAUUCAUCAUAUGACAUAAGCAGUACUUGGAGCAAUUUUUUACGUAGAUUGGCAACAUAUGUUUCAUUUGGCUUGUCUAUAUUUAUUGAGCUUGUGAUGGAAGCAAGAAUUAAUUUUCUUUCAUUCCACACUGAGCUUCUUGUACCUAGCUUGUGAUCCAUUUCUGCCAAAGCUCUUUAAACAGAAAUUUGGUCAUAAUGUUUUUAGUUUUGGGGGGGCCCUCUUACUUUCUCCUAUCAAGGUUGAAGCCAUUUGGAUAUGAUUUUAUUGUAGAACCGUAACCUUAGUUUGGUGUCUCGGUGCACUGCUGUAAAUGACAAUCUUGUUUCUGGUGAGGUUUUUAUUUUGAACUGUUUUAUUUAUGUAAUUAAGUUAAUGUUUAAGGUUAUGACCGCAAUUGAAGCGUCUUC